AUGCACUACGUGGUCCUCGGCGCAAAGUGCGAUGUUGGCGACGGCGCUAGAUUGAGUGCUUGCUUGUGCGAAAACACAAGUUUACUGAACGAUAUAUCGAUAUGCGUCCAGAAGUCGUGCACCUUCUCGGACCUGCUUGACCUCAUUCGAAUCAAGGCCGACCUCUGCGCCGACUAUUCAUUGCCAUCUCGCAGUACUUCCAUUGUCAUGGCGGCUGGGGUCUCGAUUGCUAUCACAGUUCCAGUCGUAGCGCUCAGAAUCGUUUGGAGGCUGGCCUCGGUAGGGUCUCUUUGGUGGGACGAUUGGACUGCAGUCCUGUCGGGUGUUUUCAUGGUCGUGACAAACACGAUUGCGUUGACAAGCGCCAAGCUGGGCUUCGGGAUGCACAUUUGGGAUCUGAAUCCUCGUUUCGUUCUUGUGUUGAGGCAGCUGUUUUGGAUUGGCGAGAUAGGCUACCUCCCAGGUCUCAGCUUACUCAAAGUGUCGAUCCUUCUACUAUACGGCCGAAUAUUCCAAACGGAAAAGUUUCUGAAGAUGGUACGAUAUGGGACGAUCUUUCUAGUCGCCAAAACCAUCGCCUUUACCUUUCCUGCCGCCUUCCAGUGCAUACCGCCUUCUGCGGCAUGGAGCCACGAUCCCCAUGCAACGUGCAUCAACGCGGCCGCUUUCGGAUAUGCUUGGUCAGGGAUGAGCAUUGUUGAGGAUCUGUUGCUUAUAGCUCUUCCCAUCCCGACGCUGUGGAACUUGCAGAUGAGCAGAAGCAGAUGUAUUUGCGUUACGGGAUUGCUUAGCAUUGGCUCACUCACCUUUGUCGCCAGCAUCGUUCGCGCAAAGUACAUAAUCAUACUGGCAGAAACAUUGGAUACCACAUGGGACAUGGUCGACAUCAUAGUAUGGACUCUGAUUGAGCUCCUGGCCGCCGCUAUUUGCAGCUCAGUUUUGCCUUGCCGAACCUGUCCCACCCGCGUUUUCUCGCUCGUGCGCUCCUACGUGACGAACAGCCACUCUGGGACGGAGUUCGAGCAAGUCGCUGCACAUGACUCAAAGCGCCCUUCGGCGGCUCGCAUAUACCAUCAGUCCAAUUCGGUCGCCAGAGUCGUCCAAGUCUGA
Hirsutella rhossiliensis is the source of this 1110-nucleotide messenger RNA. RefSeq names its product CFEM domain-containing protein. The record is from RefSeq and is a predicted model, not a curated record. The coding region runs from base 1 to 1110 and encodes 369 amino acids. The transcript has 9 exons. Lineage: Eukaryota; Fungi; Ascomycota; Sordariomycetes; Hypocreales; Ophiocordycipitaceae.